AUCCACUAAUGGCGGCCAUGACAUUUGUAACGGGGAUGUGUGUUUUUCAGCUAACAAGGAAUGUUCUCUUAAAUCCUGAUGUCAGGAUCAAUAAGGCACAUAGAAGCAUGGGAGUACUUGAAAAUGAAGAAGAAGGAGAGAAGUAUGCAAAACACAGCCUUCGAAACUUCCUACGCACUCGUCCACCACAAGUCAUGCCUUCUAUCAACCGUUUUUUCUCUGAUCACGACAACAACUAA
Messenger RNA from Solanum verrucosum, 239 nucleotides. RefSeq lists its product as uncharacterized. Bases 9 to 239 code for a protein of 76 amino acids. The transcript has 2 exons. Lineage: Eukaryota; Viridiplantae; Streptophyta; Magnoliopsida; Solanales; Solanaceae. The record is from RefSeq and is a predicted model, not a curated record.